GGGCCAGAAGACAUUUGCUAUGUGGGAAAGAACAAUUAAAAAAAAAAAAUGUGGCAACUGACAUUAUGCAACAUACACUGUUGGUUUUUCUGAACUAAACUAUUCAGAGUUAAGUCAUUUAAAGCCAUUUCCACAUUUUAUGCAGACUUAUGGCCAGAUAAAUGUCUCCACCCCCCUUUAAAGUAUAUUUAUACAGUUUUUGCCAGCGAGAGCUCACUGAUUGUCUUCAAGAUGACCAUCAUCUCUCUGCUUCUGCUGGCCUCUCUGCUGCCACACCUGACCUUCACUGCUCAUGUGGAUGUGGGUAUAGUGAACGGCACAGAAGCAAAACCACACUCCAGACCUUUCAUGGUUUCUCUUCAGAAGAACUGGCGACAUAUCUGUGGUGGAUUUCUCAUUUCUGAUAGAUAUGUUAUGACCGCUGCGCAUUGCUGGAAAAAUGAGAAUCUAACAGCUGUGGUUGGCGCACAUGACCUUAGAGAAAAUGAAGGCUAUGUCCGCAUUGGUGUGAAGUCUUACCACAUGCAUCCAGACUUCAACAUGAGCACUUUCCAGAAUGACAUUAUGCUUUUGAGGCUAGAGAAAGAAGUCGAACAAAACAAGAAUGUCAUGAAGAUUUCCAUACAAACAGAGAAAGACAUUGAAGCUGAUUCUGUUUGCCGUGUUGCUGGCUGGGGAAGACUGAGUUUUAAAGGGAAAAAGAUUUUUCGUCUCAUGGAAGCAGAAGUGAAGAUCAUGAAUAACACUGAAUGCAAAAAUAAAUGGAAAGACAAAUUCUCAGUCUCAGAGAUGAUUUGUGUCUAUGGAGAUGGAGGAAGCUGCAGUGGGGAUGGAGGAGGUCCUUUGGUUUGUGGAAACACUGCAGUCGGUGUCACUUCCUUUGGUGACUCAAAAAUCUGCAAUAGUCGUGAACGACCUGAAGUUUAUAUAAAGAUUUCACCAUAUAUUCCAUGGAUCUGCUCCGUUAUUGCGAAGGAUGAGUGAUUUUUGCAUGAAACAGAAUUAAGUAUUUACAUGUUUAAAUGUUCAAUAAACAAACUAUGUGUCACACAUCAAUUGUAAGUGGUGCUUAUUAUUUCAGCCCUAUAAAAUAACAGUAGUAAUAUAAAAUAACAGUAGUAAUAAGGAUUCAAC
Messenger RNA from Carassius auratus (goldfish), 1134 nucleotides. Its product is annotated as granzyme B(G,H)-like. NCBI's taxonomy places the organism in Eukaryota, Metazoa, Chordata, Actinopteri, Cypriniformes, Cyprinidae. The coding region runs from base 232 to 984 and encodes 250 amino acids. Gene Ontology annotation, biological process: proteolysis. The transcript has 5 exons. Gene Ontology annotation, molecular function: serine-type endopeptidase activity. The record is from RefSeq and is a predicted model, not a curated record.